GCCUGCGCCCGCCGUGGUCUUUUACGGCCGCCGUAAAGAGGCUCUGCCUUCGGCUGCGGCUUGGAAGGGUUCGGUUAUUCCCACAGCCUAGAGGUCAUGGAUGCACGAUUCACAAGGGGCAAGUCGGCCAUCUUGGAGCGGUCACUAGUGAGGCCCAAGACGGAGGUGAGCCUGAGUGCCUUCUCCCUGCUGUUCUCGGAGCUGGUUCAGUAUUGCCAGAAUCGUGUGUACUCCGUGGCAGAGCUGCAGGCACGGCUGGCAGAACUGGGUCAGCAGGUAGGCGCCCGAGUGCUGGAUGGCCUGGCCACUCGGGAGAAGGGCGGCCGACGGGAGACCCGGGUCCUGGGUGCACUGCUCUUUGUCAAGGGGGCAGUGUGGCGGGCGCUCUUUGGCAAGGAGGCAGACAAGCUGGAACAAGCCAAUGAUGAUGACAAAACCUACUACAUCAUCGAGCGUGAGCCGCUCAUCAACACCUACAUCUCCGUGCCCAAGGAGAACAGCACGCUCAACUGUGCCAGCUUCACAGCAGGUGUGGUUGAAGCUGUACUCACCCACAGUGGCUUCCCUGCCAAAGUCACUGCCCACUGGCACAAGGGUACCACGCUCAUGAUCAAGUUCGACGAGGCUGUCAUUGCCCGGGACCGCGCCCUGGAUGGCCGCUGAACUGAGGACAGACUAGGGAAUGAGAGGGCCAGGCCCUUCUUUGUAUUUUGAGCCAUGGCCCUUUGUACUCCUGGAUUGUUCCCGUUGUCAGAUGAGCAACCUUCUCUCUGCCCACCUGCCCCCAGUCUACUACGAUGUGAACCCUCAUCACUUCUUCUGACUCUUGACUCUCUGUGUUCAGUCACCAGGCCUUGUCCGUCUAUAGGUUCUGGUGUUGGGAAGUAUAUUCCCUGGCAUACUCAGGGACAAGGGGCUCAGGUUCCUCUAGGCUUGAUCAGGCUAACCUCCACAGUCUGGGUUUGGCCUGUUUUUAUUUUUUAAUUUUUUGUGUCAUCUCCUGCAUGGUAUGGGGAUGAGUGGGGGUGGCAAGAGGGGAGGGUCUGGUUCCUGUCACCUGGGUUUUCUUAACCCUUGACUCUUCUCUGCCUGUUUUCUUGGGGACUCAGUGUAGGGGCUUCUGUAUAUUAUCAGUUGAGGAAGAAUCAGUGACACUAGCCGUUUCCCUUGAAGAAACUCUGCAAUCCUCUUGUCCAGACCCUCUAGGGAAUAUUCUAGGGGUUAUCAGUUUGGAGGAUCUCAUGGCUUUAUAUCUGCUUCCUGUGGUGGUUGGGGGGGGGUCCCACAUGGUUCUGUCCCAUGACACACUGGCUAGGGACCGGAAACUGAGCUGUCCCAAUGGUUCUUACUUCUGCUUGAGUAGGGGUAGUUCCUUGAUCAGCCCCAAACCUGGCCUUUUAGUAGCUAUUCUACAGUCAGAAGUAGAAGGUUUGGGUUUCCAUCCCAGUUCUAGGGAAGGUGUACGGUCAGAUGUUUAAUCUCUUUCUCACCCCAGGAUUCCUCUGUCCUUUCUCAGUUCCUGCCCCUUUUCCCCUCACCCACCUGAGUCUUGGGUGAUAGUACAGUCCUCAUAAUUUAUUUUGGGGCUCUGAGGACAGUGAAUUGCUGCUAGAACAGUGUGAUGUACAUUAAAACUAAGUGUUCCCGGA
This is a messenger RNA of Trichosurus vulpecula (common brushtail), 1649 nucleotides long. It is a transcript of the gene TRAPPC5, whose product is annotated as trafficking protein particle complex 5. NCBI's taxonomy places the organism in Eukaryota, Metazoa, Chordata, Mammalia, Diprotodontia, Phalangeridae. The transcript has 2 exons. The record is from RefSeq and is a predicted model, not a curated record. Bases 97 to 663 code for a protein of 188 amino acids. Gene Ontology annotation, cellular component: TRAPPII protein complex; TRAPPI protein complex; TRAPPIII protein complex. Gene Ontology annotation, biological process: endoplasmic reticulum to Golgi vesicle-mediated transport.